Molecule: messenger RNA, 6822 nt
Organism: Cyprinodon tularosa
Lineage: Eukaryota; Metazoa; Chordata; Actinopteri; Cyprinodontiformes; Cyprinodontidae
Gene: samd4a
Product: sterile alpha motif domain containing 4A
Exons: 13
Coding region: 509-2668 (719 amino acids)
Biological process (GO): nuclear-transcribed mRNA poly(A) tail shortening; negative regulation of translation; regulation of mRNA stability
Cellular component (GO): P-body
Molecular function (GO): translation repressor activity; protein binding; mRNA binding
Source: RefSeq, a predicted model, not a curated record
AGCGAUUUAGAGCCGAGCAGUCCGUCUGUUGAGCGGACACAGAGGGAAAAGUUGGUCAAGAUGGCAAAUCAUGCAGAGCCGGAGUGAAAGGGCGCUGCUGCCCCUCUGAAGACUUAAAACAAGCUGCGCCUGUAUUUCCUCCUGAAGGGGAAUCCAGCGAUGCAAACUGCGCCAGAAGGCCUGAGAGGGAUUCCCUGAAGAAAAAUGCAAGAGGCUGAAGCUGAAGUGAGACAGCUUGAGCUGGAAGAGAGCUGACUCAUCAAAUAUCAUUCCCUCCCUGUUCCACCAAGCAGCCAGAAACAGCUCAGAUCCCCUAAUGUCUGCUUAGAGAGGACCUCUCACCCCCUCCCAUCUUUCACUCUCACCCAAGGAGAUUAUUAGAAGGAGAAGGUGCAGCAGUGAUCUAUCCAGCGUCUGGGACGUCCCAUUGUAACCGCUCAUUCACCUCAGCUUCCUCCUCCCUCCCCAUCACAAUUGGUGCUUCUCCAUCCCUCACGCCUCACAGACCAUGAUGUUUCGGGAUCAGGUGGGCGUGCUGGCCAGCUGGUUUAAGGGAUGGAACGAGUGCGAGCAGACCGUGGCUCUGGUGUCCCUGCUGAAGAGAGUGAGCCGGACCCAGGCCCGCUUCCUGCAGGUCUGCUUGGAGCACUCCCUGGCUGAAUGCACGGAGCUGCAGGUCCUGGAGGGAGAAGCAAACAAUCCAGUUCUUAUCAGUCAGUGGCAAAGUGAACCAAAGGAGCGCAUCAUCUCGCUGGUCCUUACCCACCUCCCUCUGCUGAAACCGGGCAACACGGAAGCUAAGAGCGAGUACAUGCGUCUGCUGCCCCGCAUCCUGGCCCACACCAUCGAACAUGGCCACCACCUGGAGGAGUCCCGCCAGCUUCUGUCCUAUGCUCUAAUCCAUCCCGCCACCUCCUUGGAUGACCGUUCCGCUCUGGCGCUCUGGCUGAACCACUUGGAGGAGAGGGCUGCUGCGAGGGGGGAUUCCCUAGAAAGGCCCCCUCCCGCCUCUGGCCCCCACCAUCAUCAGUCCACACCUUCUUCCACCCUCUCCUCAUCAUCCUUGUCUUCCACAAACUCUUCCUCGUCCGGGAACCUGUACAACCUGCACCACCACCAGCGUUAUGGCUCAGACGAUCGUCUCAACGGGUGGCAGAACUCUCGCGAUUCAGGAAUCGGUGGAGGCUGGCACCAGCAGCAGAGCUGUGAGAACGGACACCUCUCUCUUUACCCAUCGUCCUCAGUGCCAGCAACCAUCAACACAGUUGGAACCAGUGGUGGAAGCAACACGAUUCUUACAAGUGGAGGAGGAAGUCAGCAACACAGUCCCCUAAAGCGCUCCGUGUCCCUUACGCCUCCUAUCAGUGGCCCCAACAACCAGCCUCUGGGCCACGUCUGGCUGUCCCAAGAGGACCUUCGGACUAGCAGAGGCCCUGCCCCCGACCAUGCUCCCCUCUCCCCUCAGAGUAGCAUUGCCUCCUCAGGCAGUGGGGGCAGCGAACAUCUGGAUGAUGCUGGUUUAGGAGGCAGUUCAAGUCUUCAUCGCAAUUCGUUCCAUGAGGACGGCAGCGGGAUGAGGGAUGUUCCUGCUUGGCUCAAAAGUCUGCGUCUCCACAAGUACGCUGCGCUCUUCUCCACAUUAACCUACGACGAGAUGAUGUCACUAACGGAAGAACAACUAGAAGCACAGAAGGUCACCAAAGGAGCUCGACACAAGAUUGUAAUCAGCAUUCAGAAACUCAAAGAGAGGCAGAACCUCCUUCGCAGCCUGGAAAAGGACGUCUUAGAGGGUGGAAAUCUACGCACCCCUCUUCAGGAGCUCCACCAGAUGAUCAUAACCCCUAUUAAGGCCUUCAGUGGAGGGGAAGAGUCAUCUUUGCAGCGUAGCGUUAUGAAUCCUGAGACGAAGCGUUCAUCCGACUCCAAUCUCUCUGGAGGGGGUGGAGGUGAAGCCGAGUCUGGUGCUAGUGUCAUCGCUGAGGGGGAUCUACCUGGUCAGUUCACUCGUGUCAUGGGCAAAGUUUGUACCCAGCUCCUUGUAUCGCGGUCAGAUGAAGAUAACUUCAGCUCCUACCUGCAGCUGAUUGAUAAAUGUCUCAUCCAUGAGUCCUUCACAGAGACACAGAAGAAGAGGCUGUUGUCUUGGAAACAACAGGUCCAGAGGCUUUUCCGGUCCAUUCCACGGAAAACACUCCUUGACAUUGCAGGGUACCGACCUCAGAGGAGUCGUUUUGGUCAGUCAAACUCUCUCCCUACUGCAAGCUGUGUUGGAGGCAGCGUGUCAGCCAGGAGGAGUCUCCACCAGUUCCACAUGCCUUCCAGGAGUUUGCCUGGGGCCAGGCUUGGUCUACUGGGCAGUGGAGGCUUGCUGGGACCCACGCCUCGCAGCUCCAGCAGCACCCCAACUGGUCCCAAGCAGGGGAGACAUGGUCCAUGGUUCGCCAACCCUGGAGGAAGUAACAGCAUGCCCAGUAGGAGCCACAGCUCUGUACAGAGGACGCGUUCCCUGCCGGUCCACACCACGCCACCAACCAUGGUUACGUUCCAACAAGCCGAUCAUCAGUUUCCAGUGACGGAGCCGGACAUAAACAAUCGUCUGGAGUCCUUGUGUUUGAGUAUGACGGAGCACGCUUUAGGAGAUGGCGCUGAUCGCACAUCAACAAUAUGAGAUAAUCAGGAUGCAACGGGUUCUCCUAUAAGCCACCUGAAGAUCACUGGUCCUCCCCCUCCCCCCCUCCUUGUAGCUGAUGGUAGAGCUCAACCAACGGAGCAGGCAGGACCUAAGAGACGCACACAGGCUGAUUGCAAACGGCUGACACAACCCAUCAUCCUUCGGGUCGGAAUAAAAGAAACUACCUUCCUGCUCUGCCAGCAUGCUUGGUCACUGAAUCUGCAGUUGGAGAAAGUAUUAAAACAAACGUUGGACAGAGCAUGAACAUAGCCCCCCCGGCUCCACACACCUGUGGAGGCUUGUGGAAGGGAGACGAUGGCCUGUGGAUCAGGUCUCGGUAGGACAUCAUCUGGCGCAACGACCAGAUCAACAUGGUGUCUUUGGCUUCAUUAACGUUACCUCAGAGUAAGACGAGCAGAGCAGCGACGAUGCAGCGGGACGUUUGGCGAUUCUUGGACUCAUUUCAGAGAGGUCUGAACAUUCUGAGCAGAUGUUUGUAGAAGUGAGCAUCACAUCUCUCCAAGUAUUCAGCUGAUAACAUGUAUCCACAUGACGUGUCUGUAUUGUUUACAUGAAGAUGCUACUGUCAGAGGGUACAGAGACAUGUAUUCAUAUAAGGUAGUUACGUAUGGAAAGCUUUACAUCCCACAAGCAGCCAUCAAACUAGUUUUCAAUGAAUGUCCUUGUUCUUUAUCUUAGCUUCUUAAUAUAAGGAAAACAAUGCUGACUAGUGCUGAUCUUUUAGCUAAGAGAAUGAUGGGAGGAAGUGGAGCAGACAUGGAGGAAGGUGGUUCGGAGAAGGACGUAGAAUGUGGUAGAGGAAAGAAAUGAGCUGAAGUGAUGCUAAGAGGGGAAGCGGAUGUUUUAAGAGGCAGGACCUCUGAAGAUGACGGAUGGGGAUGAUAUCGUGUGAGUGAGGGUAGAAGGAAGUGGAUAAGUUGUUUUCAUUCAAAACUUGUUCUCUGAACUAAAUCUUUUCAGGCAAAUCUAAACAGGGAAAGGGAAUGUCGAUGUAUUUCUAACUGGGGAAACGAUCCAGGCAUGUUGGGGUGUUGGGUUCUCUAAAACAGGGUGAUUUCUUUGAGCUGCAUGUGACAAAUGAAUAUUUGAGGAAAGGAAAAAGGUGAAAACUUAAUAGAAAGAGCAACCUGUCAAUCUAUGAAGGGUAGUUCUCCCAGAGAUUGUCUGAGUGCCUACCUCCACCUGCUGGUCAGACGCAGUCACUGCAGGGUAGAUACUGCUGGCAUGUUUAGAAGGAAAGGAUUGUGGGUGUGCCUGUAUCUUUGAUGAAUUAAUCAACAGAGGCCUUAAUAGGAUAUAUUUUCUUCAUUAUUAUUCUUUAAUCGAAUUUUCUGGUUGUUUCAUAUUAACGUUCAUCCCUAUGUGCUUCCAUCUGGAAAACAGAUACUUUAAGGCUAUGUUCAAAUAAGCUGGUUAGGUUGCUGGUAAGGUACCCAUGCCCUAAUCAAUUUCUAUAGUUUCUUAAUAAUUAGGGUUUUUUUUGUUUUGAUGUAAUUUAGUUGCAUUUAUUUUGUUUCCUGCACUUAAUAAUGUUAAACACUUAAGUCCAAAUGUUCCUAUGUUAAAGCAACUGGGCUGCUUAGGAGUUUUCAUUAGCCAUAAAGGAUUUCUCUUUGCCUAAACUUGAAGUCUCGAGAUAAAAAUACUUUUUAUGUAUCAUCAUCAGUAUUCAGGCUUUUUUGCGAGUCACAUGGAUCAAUGUGUCAAAAGAAAACCCAGAAACAAACCAGUGCUCUUAAAAAUGGCCGCAAACUUUGUCCUUGGUGAUCCAAUUGGACCUGGAUGUUGCUAAAUUGAGGUGUGAAAGCAUGGGAAGCAGUUUGUGAUGGAUCAUUUUGGACACAUUUUAUAUUAGUUAAGGAAUCCUGAUGCUGGACUUUGGGCACUGAUUGGGAAGACGUCUGGGGAGAGACCAUCAUUCUGAUUUAGAAACAGCCCAAAUCACUGUGUGUCAAAGUUAAAUAAUUAAUCAACCAACUUCCUAUGGGAAAAAAAGAUACUAUUAUGAGUUAAAAUUCAUCAAUAAAAAUAUUUUCAUCAGCUCUUAGUGAAGUUUUCCACUGCCAUCUUAUGUUAGUUUUGAAGCUAAUUUUAUCUGGUCCUUCAAUUGUAAAACCUGCCUAACCUUGAUGGAGCUGAAACCGUUUAAAUCAUUAGUUUGUCCAAAAUAGUGAUUUUAGUGUAGCCAGAAAUGGGUAACCUGAGGAGAUAUUAAUGCCAGGUUUGCUUUUCCCACUCGUAUAUGAAUUAGCAGGGAACACAUGUUCCUGCAUGGUCCUUUAAGAUACCUUUUUGCUGAUGAAGGCAGCUUCACUUAGUUAGUCUUUGUCCAAAAUACUUAAACAGAAACAAUAAAAAGCCCCAUUUCAUUGCAAGAAGAUACCCAGUUUGCCUUAAAUAUCACAAAUGACUUGACUACAAGGUUUAAACCUGUUUGUUUUUGUUUUUUUAAAUAUAUAGAUUAUCAAAAAUCAAACAAAAUCAAUCGUUAAAGGUUUGUUGUCAUCCCACUAUAUAUAAAGCAUAUAUAUCACACAGAGGAAUUAAAAACACUCUGCAGAACAAAGGAAACAAACAUCAGCAGAGAAGAACAAAUACCUACAUGGAAUGUGGCAUAUGGCAUUUACAGAAAGUGCAGCUUGUGCCUGAACAGUGUAUGAAAAAGGAUGGAGUGCUGCUUCAUUUUCGGCAGGGAUGUUUAGUAUCUGCCUGCAGGGGCGAUAGUCUUCAAAUCUUUUCCUAUUUGUUUUUGAUGCAAUGUUGCACCAUUAUCAAAUGGUUUGUUGUCUGGGUGGCUAAAAGCUGUAGCAACCAUCCUGGCCCUUUUCUUAACGGUUGUGCUCUAAAACUUAACGCUUUAACGGUGUUACAACUUGGCAUGUUUCUUGUAUUAAAGGGGUGAAAAUGUGCAGAAAGUUCCUUCAGAUCCAGAGAAACCCGACUAAUACUCCAGUCUGGAUCGGCUCACACACUACAUGUUAAAUGUUUAUGUUUUUUCACAUCGCCGGUUAAUCUGAAUUCCUAACCAUGAAUGGAUAGGAAACACGUUUCUGCCUUUUUGAAAAGAUCAGGAUCUCUUUAUAUUCUCUUAGCUUCACUGCCAUUUAUCUUUCAGUCCUAAAAAGUAGAAACAAUUUAUUUAUUUGCCUUUUUGUUUUCCAUGUUUCCUGCAGAGGUAAAACUGAUCUUUCAAGUGUUUUAUUAUUUAAAGUACUAUAAGUGUUAACAUGUUAUGGCUGGUGACCAUACAUACAUCUCAAAUAUUAACAUAGUCAUUUUCUUUGUACUUGUUUAUUUUUAUUGUUGAUCUGUAUUUGGGAUUUGUUUUUUGUUUUUGUUUUCAUAUUUGAAGCUUUGAGCGCAGCAGAGAGCUGAGUCGGCCAAUGGAAAGCCCUUCAACUUUGGGUUUUAGUUUGCAUUUAGACAGAAAAUAAAUCCAAGAUGAGCUGAGAUCUAUUGUUAUCAGCAAGAGUCCAGUUUGGGAGAGAUUUAAAUGUUAAACUCAAAACAGCAGAGGAAGUUUAGGACUAUUUUUAGCAAUGGAUUAACUCAAUUUGAUCAGUUGCAGAAGGGCAGUCUGUUUCAUUCAGGCAUGCAGUUGGUCAUCAAUUUGAUUUAUUUGCUAGAUAUAAUCAUAUUCCUGAUAGUUUUUUUUGCAUAUAAACAACAAAUUCUCUUUCAAAGAGACUUUAGGAACAUCAUUUGUUUUGCCACUUUCAUCAGGUGACAUUGUUUGAGAGGGUAGAAUGGUAUUUAUGGCUCCGCUGUGCAACAACUGGAGCUCAGGAUCAUUGAUCAUCUCUUCAACUAAAACCAAAUCAGCUCCGUUACUCUCCGCGCUGUGCACGCAAGCAGUAUUAAUGUUAACGCUUUGAUAUUCCAAAAGAAUUUAUUGUUUUUUCAUUUUUGAGACAUGCUUUUUUUUUUCUUUUUGUAGAUUGUGCAAAUCGGUUUUUAUUUUUUAAAUGCAAGGACUAUUAUUUUUUUUUUGUCUCUAGUUUUUUUUUUUUUGUAUGGAGAGAAAUCUUGUCUGUAACAAAGUUUUACUGCUUGACUGUGCUCCUUUUACUUCCUUUAGAUUUAUUUUAUCAAAGAGCCGAUGUCCUGUAUUGACUGCAGGCUUACUUAUA